Hermetia illucens (black soldier fly) is the source of this 831-nucleotide messenger RNA. RefSeq lists its product as uncharacterized. Gene Ontology annotation, molecular function: N-acetyltransferase activity. Lineage: Eukaryota; Metazoa; Arthropoda; Insecta; Diptera; Stratiomyidae. Bases 159 to 812 code for a protein of 217 amino acids. The record is from RefSeq and is a predicted model, not a curated record. The transcript has a single exon.
UAACUGGUGACCUAUCAUCACAUAAAUUCUCAGACCAUCCCAUUAUGUGGUUUUAGUCGUAAUCAACAAAAGAUAAGGCGCAAAUCCAAAGAUCUAGCAUUUGUGUAAAGUAAAAACAAAAGUAGUUUUGUCUGGAUUAUGUAUCUUCGAAGUUCAUCAUGUGUUCUACGCUCCAAAUUCGACUAGCUAAAGAUGAAGAUCAGGAAGAUAUCAAUUCAUCUUUUCUUCAACACUUCCUCCAGACCGAGCCAAUGAAUGUUUAUCUCAAGGAUUAUAAACCAGCUACACCCAGCGAUUUUGAACAUGCUCCAGACUUUGGACUCACUUUGGUUGCAGAAGUCAUCGAAUCUGAGGAUCAAUGCAAACUAGCUGGAUUUCUCAUAUGUAAAGUGUGCGAACGAGGAACUGCAUCUGAAUCUAACACAUCCUUCAUACUCGAAGAGGAUCGUGCAGGAUUUGAGAUUUCGCGCCUCCUGAAAGAGCUGAACGAUGAAUUUGAUGUGUUUCGAAUGUAUGAUGUUCAAGAAGCUGUUGAUUUAGUGAUUCUGGGAACAGUUCCUGAAUACCGCGGUCGAUCAAUUGGAUUUAAAUUAUGUGAAGCAGCUAUUGAUCUUGUUAGAGUUCGUGGCUAUAAAGUGAUCUUUAUGGACUGUACCAGUUCUUAUAGUGCAGCUAUAGCUCAAAAGUGUGGAAUGGAGUGUAUUGGUGAAAUUUCCUAUGACGACUAUCAGAAGAAAUUAGGUGAAAGAUUAUUUGUUGUGAACUCUGUUCAUACACAUGUUCGACGAUUUGUUAAGAUAUUAAAUCAAUAAUAUAAGUUCUUAAAACCGU